This is a messenger RNA of Poecilia reticulata (guppy), 2665 nucleotides long. Its product is annotated as flavin-containing monooxygenase 5-like. The record is from RefSeq and is a predicted model, not a curated record. NCBI's taxonomy places the organism in Eukaryota, Metazoa, Chordata, Actinopteri, Cyprinodontiformes, Poeciliidae. Gene Ontology annotation, molecular function: flavin adenine dinucleotide binding; N,N-dimethylaniline monooxygenase activity; NADP binding.
GAUCUUCAGGCAGCCCUGUCUGCAUUUCUGCAAGCCGAAACAUGACCAAGUGAUUAAAUAAGAGGACAUGCAGCUUCUCUAAACUACUUUCUCCCAGGAGAGAAAAGUUUAAUCUGCGGGUCAAGGCUUCCUCUGCUGCAUCGCUUCUUCCGUCAUGGUCCAGAAGGUGGCAGUGAUCGGCGCCGGCCCCUGUGGUCUGAGCAGCAUUAAAGCCUGUUUGGAUGAAGGCCUGGAGCCAACGUGCUUUGAAAGCAGCGACGACAUUGGGGGGCUGUGGAGAUAUAAAGAGAAGCUGGUACCUGGGCGAACAAACAUCUACCAGUGUGUGAUUAUCAACAGCUCCAAAGAGAUGAUGGCUUUCAGCGACUUCCCUCCUCCUGCAGAACUCCCCAACAACAUGCACCACACCGAGGUCUUGCUCUACCUCCGUCUGUACGCUCAGACCUUCAACCUGCUGCAACACAUACAUCUGCAGACAAAGGUGGUCGGCUUGAGGCGGAGGCCGGACUUCGAUGUGACAGGACAGUGGGACGUGGAGACAGAGACGGCAGACGGUCGGAGGCAGACGCAUGUUUUUGACGCCGUUAUGGUUUGUACCGGACAUUACACGCAGCCACAUCUGCCGCUCAGCCACUUUUCAGGUAUUGAGAGUUUCAAGGGGAGGUAUUUCCACAGCUGGGAAUACCGCAACGCCAAGGGUCUGGAGGGGAAGAGGGUGGUGGUGAUUGGAUUUGGAAACUGUGGCUGUGACAUUGCUGUGGAUAUCAGUCGAGUUGCUGAGCGGGUGUACCUGAGCACCAGGAGCGGAGCAUGGGUUGUCGGUCGUGUUGGACCAGGCGGCCUCCCGUUUGACGCAGCUUGGAAUAGUCGCCUGGUUGUGACUCUGGCUUCGCUGUUUCCCACGUGGAGCAACUGGAUGUUGGAGAGGAAGCUGAAUGAAUUCUUUGACCACAAGUUAUACGGCCUCAAACCAAAACACAACUUUUGGGCACAGAUUCCUGUCAUAAACGAUGACCUUCCAGGUCGGAUCAUCUCCGGCCGUAUCCAGGUGAAGCCCAACGUGAAGGAGUUCAGGGAGACCAGCGUGGUCUUUACUGAUGGGAGCGUCAUAGACAAGGUGGAUGCUGUGGUGUUUGCCACAGGGUACAACUACAGCUUCCCUUUCCUGCCCCCAGAUCUUCAGGCUAAAUCUGACUACAGGCUGCGUCUCUACAAGCACGUGAUCCCACCCACGCUUGCCCACCCAACUCUAGCGGUGGUGGGCUUCAUCCACGGCUUAGGUGCCAUCAACAGCAUGGCGGAGAUGCAGGCCCGCUGGGCUACAAGAGUGUUUAAAGGUUUAAUAUCCCUCCCAGCAGAAGACAUCAUGGUGAAGGAAAUUGAGACAGAAACGGCAACAAUGAACCAGAAGUUUGUGUGCUCUGAGCGGAACCCCCUGCAGGUGGACGUCAUACCCUAUACGGACUCUCUGGCUGAGCAGGUGGGAUCAAAGCCAAACAUACUGCAGCUCCUUUUCACAGAACCCACGCUGGCACUGCAGGUCGUUUUGGGUCCCCGCACUUCGUACCAGUACCGCCUGAGUGGGCCAGGGAAGUGGGCCGGAGCCCGUCAAGCCAUCUUCACGCAGAAGCAGCGGAUAACUCGUCCUUUCAGAACCAGAGUGGUUUCAGAAGAACCAGGAAAUGAGGCCUCUUCUAUUCUGAGCAUCCUCCUGGCUUUUAUUGCAGGAGCUGCCCUGCUGUGCUACUUAAUCUACAAUUGGCACCUUCCUUUUCUUCCCUCCGUAGCCCCCCAACUUUGAUCAACAUACGGCGUGGUACAACGUCUUCGUCGACGUUUCGCCAAUAGUAACGUUCGACAAUCGAUCACGCAACAAGGGGAAAAAGCGUUUCCAUAGCAGUUUUGCAAAAUACAUUUAUUUGGAUACGACCACAAACCCACCCCAUUAUAGUGUAGCUCGAAAAAUAAACAUUUCUAUUAAGCCAAUUUAAGAGAAUUUAUCUUUGAAAUUUCAAUUUUAUGGUUAACAAUGGAGACGCAGCUAAUAAUGAGCUCCUUUGCCACCGUCAAACAAUUAAGUAAAUAAUGAGUAAAUAACCAAGCUUCAGGCUUUGGAGAGAAAGUGAAGCAUUUAACAGUUAAGUCUGAGUAGGAAGGUGAUUUAAAAAAAAAUUUUUUAAAGAUUUUUGCACACUAGACCGUGAGCUGCUUGAGUUAAAGCACUUCUGCAUAAUUAUAAAGACCUGAUUGGAAUCCUUAAUGGAGACUUCCUCUAGAACAGGUAGUCACACUUUAUGUGGUGCAGCUAAUUUAGAUUUAGUGAACUGAUUGUUCACCUGGAGGUGAUUAAAAAAUGAAUUAUGUGUUUUAUCACACACAUGAUUUACCAGCAAUGUCUUUAAAGCAUUGUCUACUGUGCAAUACUUGAAAUAAUUGAAGCAUUGCCAAGAACCAGGAUUGUAAUUAUUAAGAGUUUGUCAAUUCAGUUAUGCUGCAACAUUGGCGAUUGAGUUUAAGAGUGAAUUGACUUUUUUUUAACACCAUAAAUUUGCUAACUAGUUAUAUUUUUGUAAAGACAGUUUUGUGUAAGGUAGUCAAUUUCAACAAAUCUAACAAUUUAUUAGAUAAAUGUGAAACAAAAAAAAGAAAUAAGGAAAGAAAAAAA